AUGGAGGAGAUCUCCAAUGCUGCGCACGCACUUCUCCCACAUGGGCUGGAUGCUUAUGAGGAAAAGCUGGAGUUCUUCCUUCGAGAUCAAGUUUCUGCUGGCACAAUCGUGCCUGCGCACCGAAGGCCAUGGUGCGGGGUGAAUCUAGGUGGUUGGCUUUUGCUUGAGCCCGGUCCGUCGGCUCCUCUUUUUCCAGGCGAGCCGCAGCUCCGCUGCGAAUGGUCGCUGAUGGAAUCGUUGAGGAGUCGUCAGGCCUUGCACGUCCUUCAUCGUCACAGAGAAACAUUCAUCCGCAAAGAGGACUUCCGAGCAAUCCGUGACAUGGGGCUCAACUCCGUGAGGGUGCCCUUUGGCUACUGGGUUGUUCUCGGCCCCGGAGCUGGAGAACCAUAUGUGGGGCCAGCUCUCGAUAUCCUGGACCGUGCUGUCGAGUGGGCGGAGGAGUACAACCUUGAGGUGCUGCUUGAUCUGCACGGCUGCCCCGGUGGAGAAAGUCCGGACGCUCCAUGUGGCCGGCGGCAGCGGCCAGAGUCGAAGUGGGCAUGGCAACAGUGGCGAAGGUUGGAGACGCUGAAAGCUCUUGAGGUUGUUGCCCAGCGAUACAGCGGCAGGAAAAGUGUGACAGGCAUUGCCGUGUGCAAUGAGCCAUCGCGUCUGAUUCCCGCAGACAUCCUCGCCAGAUUCUACGACGAGGCAGUUGACGUCAUUCGCAAGGCUGGCAUGACAGACAGGGUCACGGUGGUGCUUCCGGUGUUCCAGCGGUGUCUCCGAACGUUUGAAGCGGUGUGGCGUCAGGUUUCAAGAGGACGACACAGCAACACCUGCUUCGAUGUUCACUACUACCACUGCUUCGAAGACACGUGGAAUCGCAUGACGCUUGCAGAGCACCUCCGAGCCGUUGAAGACCACGGCCGUGAACUCCAAGAGUUUCCUGCCGUGGUUGGAGAGUGGAGCCUUGCGCUUGGCGGUCGUGCUGCCUCAGCGAUGUGUCCGAAAGAGGCCAUGAACCUUUUUGGCAGGGCGCAGCUUCAAGCUUACUCGAAGGCUUCUCGUGGCUGGUUCUUUUGGAACUGGCGUGAUGGAGCCGGCCCUGCUUGGGAUUUUCGCACUUGCUUUCAAGAAGGCCUUCUGGAAGGCACGGCGCCCACCUUGCCUGCAUGGAACGGCCAGGGCGAGGAUCCCUUGGAAAGGUUGCUGGAGCCAGCUGCAAGCGAAGAUCCUUUUGUUCGUUAUGGCGAUGCCGUUUGCCUGCGCUGCUCAAGUGGCCGGUGUAUAGACGUCGAGAGGAGCAAGGUCUCGGCAAGAUGGUUCGAGGGUGGCGACUGGCAGACGUUUAUUGUUUGCCCGGCAUCAAGCUCUGCGGGUUUCAGCGGUGCAGUGCGUGAUGGAGACGUGAUUCGCCUCCUUGCGCACAGUGGCGUUUCCCUGGGUAUUUCGAUGGGCGGCAAGGUGCUUUGCCGCCCUGGAAGCAGCAUCAACUGCGAGCUAACUGUUUUGCUGAAGGAAAACCCUGGGUGCCGGCGGCAGUUGCGGCACAAGGACGAAGUCCACCUCCAGUGCAGGAAUUCGGGACGCGUGUUGGAUGUGGAGGGCUCUCGCGCAGCGGCCAGGUUUCAGGACUUCGGGGAGUGGCAGAGCCUCUCAAUCGAGCGCAAACUUCCGCCAGAUGCCUGCUCGAAAGGACUGAACGAGGCCUCUGCGCCGGAGAUAAUUCUCGAGGAGGCGGCACGGUCAUUGAAGCGGACCUCUGCGGUGGCGGAGCUCGCGCUGCCCUCGCCUUUGCGAACGCGGCUCGCAGGUGCUCAAGCCAGACUGACCGCAGUGUAG
Molecule: messenger RNA, 1827 nt
Organism: Symbiodinium necroappetens
Lineage: Eukaryota; Dinophyceae; Suessiales; Symbiodiniaceae
Source: the annotation of a GenBank genome assembly